GAGUAUGUUUUUUAAGUGUCCGUUUUCUGAGCGGUUUUCUAUGGAAGAACAAGGCAACCAGAUUAUAGUUGAAAGUAAUUUCAACCAGAGGGACGCUUUUAGAGAAUCUUGACUUUGUCUACCCGGGGUCUCUUGAGUGAAGAUCUGGGUGGAGUUCACCUAUCUUGUUUUCACAUCAUUGGUCUUCAAGAUCCUUUUCCACCUACAAAUUCCGCAAAGUAGAAAAAUGGUUGGAUUCGGACCUGCAGAUGUGCCCCCAACAGCUGCUGUGAAGUUUAUUGGCGCUGGAACUGCAGCAUGCUUCGCUGACCUAGUCACCUUUCCUCUGGACACGGCCAAAGUUAGGCUCCAGAUCCAAGGGGAGACCUGUGGUACCGCGAAAGCGAGUUCUGCCCAGGCAAUGAAGUACCGUGGCGUGUUUGGCACCAUCGCCACCAUGGUGCGUACGGAGGGGCCACGUAGUCUCUACAACGGGCUGGUGGCUGGACUGCAGCGCCAGAUGAGCUUCGCUUCUGUCCGCAUCGGCCUGUAUGACUCUGUUAAGCAGUUUUACACCAAAGGAUCUGAUCAUGUGGGGAUUGGCAGUCGCCUGCUGGCAGGCUGCACCACUGGUGCAAUGGCAGUUGCUGUGGCUCAACCCACAGAUGUGGUGAAGGUGCGUUUUCAGGCUCAGGUUAGUGCUGGUGCCGCUAACAGACGCUACAAUGGCACUAUGGAUGCCUACCGAACCAUCGCCAAGGAGGAGGGGUUUCGUGGACUGUGGAAGGGAACUGGCCCAAACAUCACCCGCAAUGCCAUUGUGAAUUGUACUGAACUGGUGACUUAUGACCUCAUCAAAGAUGCUCUUUUGCACAAUACACCAAUGACUGAUAACCUUCCAUGCCACUUCACAUCUGCAUUUGGUGCUGGUUUCUGCACCACAGUGAUCGCUUCCCCAGUCGAUGUUGUGAAAACAAGAUACAUGAACUCUGCCCAUGGCCAGUACAGCAGUGCCCUGAACUGUGCUCUGGCCAUGCUGACCAAGGAGGGGCCUAUGGCCUUCUAUAAGGGGUUUAUGCCUUCUUUCCUGAGGCUCGGCUCCUGGAACGUGGUGAUGUUUGUCACCUAUGAACAGCUGAAACGUGCCAUGAUGGCGGCUCGCCACAAUUGGUCUACUUCUCUUUAGGUCACUAGGGGUUCUGUGCUGAUAAUUUACCCUUUUAGGUUUAACUCUUAUCUACUUUUGGCCUUUUCGCUACUACCCCCUAAAAAAAAAAAAAAACAUUCAUUUCUUAGUCACGUUCAUUCAAGUGUAUCCCGGGACUAGAAAGCUGGUCUUGAUUCUUUCCCUUGUAUCUGUUUUUAGAUCUUUUAAACCAUGCUAAUAAAGUUUCUAAAAGAUA
Messenger RNA from Pangasianodon hypophthalmus (striped catfish), 1382 nucleotides. RefSeq names its product uncoupling protein 2 (gene ucp2). The transcript has 7 exons. The record is from RefSeq and is a predicted model, not a curated record. Gene Ontology annotation, cellular component: mitochondrial membrane. Gene Ontology annotation, biological process: adaptive thermogenesis; response to cold; mitochondrial transmembrane transport. Bases 227 to 1165 code for a protein of 312 amino acids. Gene Ontology annotation, molecular function: oxidative phosphorylation uncoupler activity. Lineage: Eukaryota; Metazoa; Chordata; Actinopteri; Siluriformes; Pangasiidae.